Chrysochloris asiatica (Cape golden mole) is the source of this 1050-nucleotide messenger RNA. RefSeq names its product galanin receptor 1 (gene GALR1). Gene Ontology annotation, cellular component: membrane. The transcript has 3 exons. NCBI's taxonomy places the organism in Eukaryota, Metazoa, Chordata, Mammalia, Afrosoricida, Chrysochloridae. Gene Ontology annotation, biological process: G protein-coupled receptor signaling pathway; negative regulation of adenylate cyclase activity; positive regulation of cytosolic calcium ion concentration. The coding region runs from base 1 to 1050 and encodes 349 amino acids. The record is from RefSeq and is a predicted model, not a curated record. Gene Ontology annotation, molecular function: galanin receptor activity.
AUGGAGCUGGCGGUCGGCAACGGCAGCGAGGGCAACGCGAGCGGGCCCGAGGCGGGCGGCCCUGAGCCGUGGCCGCUGCUGGGCAUCGGCGUGGAGAACCUGGCCACGCUGGUGGUCUUCGGCCUCAUCUUCGCGCUGGGCGUGCUGGGCAACAGCCUAGUGAUCACCGUGCUGGCGCGCAGCAAGCCGGGCAAGCCGCGAAGCACCACCAACCUGUUCAUUCUCAACCUGAGCAUCGCAGACCUGGCCUACCUGCUUUUCUGCAUCCCCUUCCAGGCCACCGUGUACGCGCUGCCCACCUGGGUGCUGGGCGCCUUCAUCUGCAAGUUCACGCACUACUUCUUCACGGUCUCCAUGCUGGUCAGCAUCUUCACGCUGGCCGCGAUGUCCGUGGACCGCUACGUGGCCAUAGUGCAUUCACGCCGCGCCUCCUCGCUGCGGGUGUCCCGCAACGCGCUGCUGGGAGUCGCGGUCAUCUGGGCGCUGUCCAUUGCCAUGGCCUCGCCGGUGGCCUACCACCAGCGCCUCUUCCACCGCGGCGCUAGCAACCACACCUUCUGCUGGGAGCAGUGGCUCAACCAGCGCCACAAGAAGGCCUACGUGGUGUGCACCUUCGUCUUUGGGUACCUGCUGCCGCUGCUGCUCAUCUGCUUCUGCUACGCCAAGGUGCUUAAUCAUUUGCACAAAAAGUUGAAGAACGUGUCAAAGAAGUCGGAAGCAUCUAAGAAGAAGACGGCACAGACGGUGCUGGUGGUGGUGGUGGUGUUUGGCAUCUCCUGGCUGCCGCACCAUGUCAUCCAUCUCUGGGCUGAGUUUGGAGUCUUCCCCCUGACCCCUGCCUCAUUCAUCUUCAGGAUCACAGCGCACUGCCUGGCAUACAGCAACUCCUCUGUGAACCCCAUCAUCUACGCGUUUCUCUCCGAAAACUUCAGGAAGGCCUACAAGCAAGUGUUCAAGUGUCCGCUGCGCAACGCGUCACCGCUCAACGACACGAAAGACAACAGGAGUCGUAUGGACACGCCCCCGUCCACCAACUGCACGCACGUGUAA